Messenger RNA from Fragaria vesca subsp. vesca, 1949 nucleotides. RefSeq lists its product as uncharacterized. The transcript has a single exon. The record is from RefSeq and is a predicted model, not a curated record. Lineage: Eukaryota; Viridiplantae; Streptophyta; Magnoliopsida; Rosales; Rosaceae. Bases 43 to 1503 code for a protein of 486 amino acids.
CCCGACCUUUCCUCCAUCUACUCCUUCCUCCAGUCCUCUCAAAUGAACAAUGAUUUCACCAAGAAACGCCGCCGUAAGACCACCGACGACGGCGACGCCGGAGGCCCGCCGGGAAAGCAAGGCAAGACGAAGGACCUGAAUGGGAUCAUCACUACUCUAUCGCUGCUGGAACAGCAGGAGAAGCAGGAGCGGGUCUCAAAUGACGACACGUCGUUUGCUGAGGAGAAGCAGAGCCAGACGACCACCAAGACCAAGGCCAUGCUCGACUACUACUCCGAUUUGCAGGGCUACUACUCCGAAGUCGAGGAGUCCGAGUCCGUCAAGCGGAAGCGGUCGAGAAACGCGGCGAGCGUCGCGGCGGCUGCUGUUGCUGCUGCUUCGGCGGGUGACGUGUCCGAAAACAAAGGCGCGAAAGGCGGAAAUGGAAGCGGGUCGGGUCAGCACAGGCGGCUUUGGGUCAAGGACCGGUCCAAGGCCUGGUGGGACGAGUGUAACCAGCCGGAUUUCCCGGAGGAGGAGUUCAAGAAAGCCUUCCGGAUGGGGAAAGCGACGUUUGAUUUGAUCUGCGAGGAGCUGAACUCGGCUAUAGCGAAAGAGGACACUACUCUCCGGAAUGCGAUUCCGGUCCGGCAGAGAGUGGCCGUCUGUCUAUGGAGGUUAGCUACCGGCGACCCGCUCCGGCUGGUUUCGAAGCGAUUCGGGUUGGGGAUAUCGACUUGUCAUAAGCUAGUACUUGAAGUUUGCUCGGCUAUUAGGACUGUGUUGAUGCCUAAGUACUUGAACUGGCCGGAGGAUGGGGUUUUGAGGAAGGUGAAGGAUGAGUUCGAGUCGGUUUCGGGGAUACCUAAUGUGGUAGGGUCUAUGUAUACGACUCAUAUUCCGAUCAUAGCUCCGAAGAUCAGUGUGGCAGCGUAUUUUAACAAGAGGCAUACAGAGAGGAACCAGAAGACAAGCUACUCUAUUACAGUGCAAGGUGUGGUGAAUCCGAAAGGGGUGUUCACUGAUGUGUGUAUAGGCUGGCCUGGUUCAAUGCCGGAUGAUCAGGUUCUGGAGAAGUCGGCCUUGCAUCAGAGGGCGGGGAAUGGCUUGCUGAAAGGUGUGUGGAUUGUGGGGAGUUCGGGUUACCCUUUGCUGGAUUGGGUUCUGGUGCCGUAUACGCAGCAGCAUCUCACUUGGACGCAGCAUGCGUUCAAUGAGAAGAUUGGGGAGAUUCAGAAUGUGUCGAAAGAUGCGUUUGCGAGGUUGAAAGGGAGGUGGUUGUGCUUGCAGAAGAGGACCGAGGUGAAGCUCCAGGACUUGCCUGUGGUUCUAGGGGCUUGCUGUGUGCUGCACAAUAUAUGCGAGCUGAGGAAUGAGGAAAUUGACCCCGAGCUGAGGAUUGAGCUUGUUGAUGAUGAGAUGGUUCCGGAGGUUGCUUUGAGAUCACAAAGCUCGAUGAAGGCGAGGGAUGCCAUUGCUCAUAAUCUCUUGCAUCAUGGCCUUGCAGGCACUUCUUUUCUCUAGGGCUCUUAGGAUUCCAUUUCUAUUCUUUUUUUGCUUACUAGUUAGUUGUAUUGUUGUAGAAGUCAUUCCUCCUUGUUUGUGAUUUCUGUAAAGAGGCUCUGUAAAACAUAGAUACUUCUCCCUUCCACAAUUGUAUUAUUGUAAUCUUUAUAGGGUAAAGUUAUACAUGAUCAAGAUCACACAUUGUAACCUAAGAUCCAUACUUCAGUUACCAUAUAAGAGAUGAAUGAAAUUGAUAUUCUUUUGCUUCAUUAUGAAUCAUCACUAUGUAGUAUGUACUAGUUUUGCGGGCAUUCUUCAACUCCCCUAUGCAAUAUGUCAAAGUCUAAUUAGUUUAAGAUUCGCAGUAGUUGAAUGAGGGCAAUAAUUUAAGACCACGAACCUUCAUCAACCAAUUCAUUCACAUAUUAUAUCAAGUCCAUCUGUUCCCUGAAGUCAGAGGCAUU